GAGACUGUUUCCCAGUAACUGUCUCUUGUUUUCUUAGACUCCUCCAGGAAAUGUGAAAAUACCUGAUGUACCCGGUACUCAGACAGCAAUAAUGAAACCAACAGAAGAACCACCUGCUUAUGCACAAAUUGCAAAGGAGCAUGCUUUGGCCCAGGCAGAACUGUUAAAGCGUCAAGAAGAACUGGAAAGAAAAGCAGCUGAACUGGAUCGCAGAGAAAGGGAAAUGCAGAGUCUCAAUCAGCAGAGGGGUAGAAAAAAUAACUGGCCACCUCUUCCUGAGAAUUUUCCAGUGGGUCCAUGUUUCUACCAGGACUUUUCUGUAGACAUUCCUGUAGAAUUCCAGAAGACAGUAAAGAUUAUGUACUAUUUGUGGAUGUUCCAUACAGUGACACUGUUUCUUAAUAUGUUUGGAUGUUUGGCCUGGUUUUACAUUGAUGCUACGCGAGGGGUCGAUUUUGGAUUGAGUAUCCUCUGGUUCUUGCUUUUUACGCCUUGUUCUUUUGUCUGCUGGUACAGACCACUUUAUGGAGCUUUCAGGAGUGACAGUUCAUUCAGGUUCUUUGUGUUCUUCUUUGUAUAUAUCUGUCAGUUUGCUGUACAUGUACUUCAAGCUGCAGGAUUUCAAAGAUGGGGAAACUGUGGGUGGAUUUCAUCUCUUACUGGUCUUAAUAAGAGUAUCCCCAUUGGCAUUAUGAUGAUAAUUAUAGCUGCACUUUUCACAGCAUCUGCUGUGUUCUCAUUAGUUAUGUUUAAAAAGGUACAUGGUCUCUACCGCACAACUGGUGCUAGUUUCAAGAAAGCACAGCAAGAGUUUGCAACAGGAAUGAUGUCCAAUAAAACUGUACAAACUACUGCAGCCAACGCCGCCUCAACCAGUGCAGCUCAAAAUGCAUUCAAGGGUAACCAAAUUUAGAGAAAUAUAACAAGUGACUAUGUUUCUCUUUUGUUAUACUUAAUUUUCCAGUCAAUUAUAUUCCCUAAAAACCUAGAUCAAAAUACACACAGCAUAUCUGUCUCUUCUUAAAAGAUAGCCACUCUUUGCCCUGUUGCAUUCUAGAAUAUAAAACUUUCCAUAUUUUAUGGAGGAUAAAUAAUUUAAACAGUUGGCCUGAGAAUGAAUUGUGGUAUUUAAUAAUCAAGUAAAUAUAGUAGGAAUUUGGAAUUUUUUUAGUGGUUCACUACAGUAUUGUUUUAAACUGCAGGAAAGCACUUUGGAUCAAUUAUUUUUGUUUCUAAGAACUGAUUUCCCUAUUUCUACUAUAAGAAGUGGGGUAGACUGAGAGAUGUAGCAUGUUAGGUUUGGCUAAUGCUUUUGAUAUAUACCUGUAAGUUUGCAUUAGUACUGUUGAGUUAUCUGAUCAUGUUUAAAUAGUGUUUUGGUCCAGAAUUUCCCUGUGCCAUUUUAUAAUUAUAACAUGUGUUUGCAUCUCUUUUCAUGGAGCAUUCUCUACAUGGGAGAAAUGAUCAGGGUGCAUAAUAAGUCUCUGUAAUAGAAUGUAUAAUGCAGUGUACAGUUUAAGGAAGUUGAAACGGAUGGUUUCAAUCACAGAGCUAAAUGAGUAUAGAUUUGAUAUUUUUAAUUUCAGUAUUCAUGUCUUGGGGUCAUAAUUUUUCUGAGAAAGAAACCACUAUUGACCUUGAGAACACUGGUUUCUUGCCCCCCUACCCUCUCUUACAUGAAGUGGUAUUUUUAUUGUGUUUGGGAUUUUUGGUUUUAAGUGCAGAUUUGUGUUUAACGAUGGUACUAGAUCUCUAGCUUUGUCAGUCACUCUGUUUACUGCUUGUCCAAAAAUCUAAAUAUACAGUAUUUAUUUUUUAACAGGAAUAUUGUCUAAAAUCAAGCUUUUUAAGCAAUGACAUUUAACAGAUACUUGAAUUCAUUUUAAUGUAACUCAGCCAGCUCUGUGAUUUAAUUUAAGCUGGAAAAAAAGCUUUUAAAAUCUUUUGAAUUGAAGAAGUAAGAAAUAUUCAUCUUUCACACAGUUAAAUUUUAUUUUAUUGAUCUGGAGGCCUAAGAGGUUAAAUUGGUGCUAUGGAACUGAACAAUCCAUAAUGGUACAUACCAUCAUAAUAUUCUAGAAUUUAAUCUGGCUUUACUAUAUAAAGUGAUGUUUCUCUCC
This is a messenger RNA of Oxyura jamaicensis (ruddy duck), 2120 nucleotides long. RefSeq names its product secretory carrier-associated membrane protein 1-like. The transcript has 7 exons. The record is from RefSeq and is a predicted model, not a curated record. Gene Ontology annotation, cellular component: recycling endosome membrane; trans-Golgi network membrane. Gene Ontology annotation, biological process: protein transport. NCBI's taxonomy places the organism in Eukaryota, Metazoa, Chordata, Aves, Anseriformes, Anatidae. The coding region runs from base 92 to 913 and encodes 273 amino acids.